GAGAGAGAGAGAGAGAGAGUGCGAGCGCCCGUUAGAGAGAGGGACACAGGGCUGCCCUGCAAACAGCAAUGCAGAUGCAUCAUGUUGGGAGCUGAAGGGGCCCACGCUGCUUCCUGUCAUCUGCACCUCAUCACGCUCCUUCCUGCCUUCGGCGCUUCUCUGCGGCACCUGCGCGUGGUCCGCGUUUAGCCGCCGCCAGCCCUCCUCCGGGACCGCCAUGGCCUCGUCCGAUAACGACGGGUCCGGGAGCGACGUGUCCGAGCGCGCGGACGCCGGCGCCUGCUUCAAAUCCAAAAGUUUACCCAUCCUCAACGGCUCGUGUCCGACAGCGGGCGACAAGAUGGAGCUGAGCCUCGUCAACGCGACGCAGACGUCCGUCGACGUCGGCCGGAGCUCCGGGUUCGGCGACGCCCCGCGGAAGGCCGAUCCGAGCCGGCCGGACUCUCCGAGCCAGACUGACCUCUCGCCCUCCGUCUCCAGCAUGUUGGCCUUGAGCAGCUCGGCGAAAACCGACGCCGACGGCGCCAAGAGCAAAAAGCCGAGGUUCUCCCUGUCGAGGUUCGUUCGCUUUCCCGCCAGGAAGUACAUCGGCGUGAUCCUGGCCGACUCGCGUUGCUUCCUGUUCUGCAUGUGCUACCUGACGUUCAUCCAGUCCCUCAUGGUGUCUGGAUACCUGAGCAGCGUCAUCACCACCAUCGAGAAGCGCUACAGCCUGCGCAGCUCCGAGUCGGGGCUGCUCGUCAGCUGCUUCGACAUCGGCAGCCUGCUCGUGGUCGUCUUCAUCAGCUACUUCGGCGGUCGCGGGCAGAGGCCGCGCUGGCUGGCGGCGGGCGGCGUCUUCAUCGCCGCGGGAGCCGCCCUCUUCUCGCUGCCCCACUUCAUCUCCCCACCCUACCAGAUCCAGGAGGUGAACUCGUCCACGGCCAACGAGGGCCUGUGCCUCAACGGCAACGCCAGCUCCCGGGACCCGGCCGAGGGCUCCUCCUGCCCCCGGGACCAGGAGGGCAACGACCACUCCGUGUACGUGGCCCUCUUCAUCUGUGCCCAGAUCCUGGUGGGCAUGGGCUCGACCCCCAUCUACACCCUGGGACCAACGUACCUGGAUGACAACGUCAAGAAAGAGAACGCCUCUCUUUACUUGGCAAUCAUGUAUGUGAUGGGGGCUCUGGGUCCUGCUGCUGGGUACCUGCUGGGCGGCGUUCUGAUCGGGUUCUACGUCGAUCCAAAGACCAUCGUCAGCAUCGACCAGAGCGAUCCUCGUUUCGUCGGCAACUGGUGGAGCGGCUUCCUGCUGUGCGCCAUUGCCAUGCUCCUGGUCAUCUUCCCCAUGUUCACCUUCCCCAAGAAGCUCCCUCCUCGACACAAGAGGAAGAAGAAGAAGAAGAAGAAAAAGAUGAGCUCUGACGACGUCUCCAGUGACGACGACCUCAUGAAGGAGAAGUCUGGCAGCAAGGACCAGACGGUCACUUCCUCCAUGGGCUUCGGGAAGGACAUCAAAGACCUCCCGAAGGCUGCCGUCAGGAUCCUGAGCAACGUGACGUUCCUGUUCGUGAGCCUCUCCUACACGGCCGAGAGCGCCAUCGUCACCGCCUUCAUCACCUUCAUCCCCAAGUUCAUCGAGUCCCAGUUCGGCAUCCCGGCAUCCAACGCCAGCAUCUACACCGGGGUGAUCAUAGUGCCCAGCGCAGGGGUGGGCAUCGUGCUGGGCGGAUACAUUAUCAAGAAGCUGAAGCUGGGGGCCCGCGAGUCAGCCAAGCUGGCCAUGAUCUGCAGCGGGGUCUCGCUGCUCUGCUUCUCCACUCUCUUCAUCGUGGGCUGCGAGAGCAUCAACCUGGGCGGCAUCAACAUCCCCUACACCACAGGGCCAACUCUCACCAUGACCCACAGGAACCUAACGGGUGGCUGCAAUGUGAACUGCGGGUGCAGGAUCCACGAAUACGCCCCCGUCUGCGGGUCAGACGGCAUCACGUACUUCAACCCCUGCCUGGCGGGAUGCAGCGGCGUGGGCAACGACAGCGCAGGGAUCCGCAACUACACGGACUGCGCCUGCGUCCAGAGCCGGCAGGUCAUCACCCCUCCCGCCGGGGGGCAGGGCAACCAGCUCCAGCUGGUCAUCGUCAAGACCUACUUGAACGAAAACGGCUACGCCGUGUCGGGCAAGUGCGACCGUACCUGCAGCACGCUCAUCCCGUUCCUCGUCUUCCUUUUCAUCGUCACGCUCAUCACGGCCUGCGCCCAGCCCUCCGCCAUCAUCGUAACCCUCAGGUCGGUGGAGGAGCAGGAACGGCCUUUUGCACUCGGAAUGCAGUUUGUUCUCCUCAGAACUCUUGCCUACAUUCCCACGCCCAUCUACUUCGGCGCGGUCAUCGACACCACCUGCAUGCUGUGGCAGCAGGACUGCGGCGUCCACGGCUCCUGCUGGGAGUACGACGUCACUUCCUUUCGCUUCGUCUACUUCGGCCUGGCUGCCAGUCUCAAGUUCGUGGGCUUCAUCUUCAUCUUCCUCACGUGGUACUCGAUUAAGUGCAAGGAGGACCGCCUGGAGCGCUGGCAGCAACGCGCCGCCCCGCUGGGCACAGUCAGCGAGCUCGUGUGCCACGCCGGCGGACAGAAGAGCCACGCCCGGACUCGCUCCUGCCCGGCCUUCAACCCCCGAGCCGAGCCACCCGCUCUGCCCGCCCUCAACCGGGGCCCCAGCAGCCAGAGCUGCCCCGGCAACGCCCUCAAAGCAAUAAGCCCGGCCGCGUGCUCGCCGCAGGCCGCCGCCCGCAUCUGAGGCCCCGAACCGUCACGUGCCUUCCCGCUCUGCGUCCACCCCCCCCC
Scleropages formosus (Asian bonytongue) is the source of this 2823-nucleotide messenger RNA. RefSeq names its product solute carrier organic anion transporter family member 5A1 (gene slco5a1). The transcript is spliced from 9 exons. Gene Ontology annotation, biological process: transmembrane transport; sodium-independent organic anion transport. The record is from RefSeq and is a predicted model, not a curated record. Bases 218 to 2776 code for a protein of 852 amino acids. NCBI's taxonomy places the organism in Eukaryota, Metazoa, Chordata, Actinopteri, Osteoglossiformes, Osteoglossidae. Gene Ontology annotation, molecular function: protein binding. Gene Ontology annotation, cellular component: basolateral plasma membrane.